GUCAUCAUUUAGGUUUCAGAUGCUUUAUUGUAGUUUCUUUGUGGCUUCCAGUAUUAUACAUAAUAAAUUCCUUACUUGAUAAUACAUUUAAAUGUCCAAUUUUUAAAUAGAAAAGUUGCUUUCUUCCUGCCUCCAAGGGAUAGAUGUUGAACAAAUACGUAGAGAAAAUCUGUUCUAAUGGGCCUGCUGGGAAUGCCCACAGCUCUUGGUCUAGUCCCUGGAGGCUACUAUAAGUGGGAUAUUGGAGGAAGGGUGAAACUGGGGAAGGAGGGGGCUUUCAGCUUUUCAGUUUUCCUUGAACUGAGUUCAGUUUUGGGCCCGUGUAAAUGGAGGGGCCUGUAGGCAGGGCCGAUCCUCAAAACAUUUAACGACCGGUUGAGUACAGACGGGGAUCAGUCAGGAUGACUGCCAGACCCGUCAGAACAGACGCGAUCAAUAAACACUGGGCAAGGCUAUUCCUGCACGUGUGGACUGCAAGUCAGCCCUACCCACGGGAUACCAGCUAUGUGGUGAUUGACUCUGACUCUGAAGACGAAUACUUCAGUGAUAAUGUCAGAGCUCACAUAUCUGACAUCAGCAGCGAAGAUGAGAUUCUGGAUGUGUUAUCAGACACCGAGGAGCACCCUGCCACCAAGGAGCCACCAAUAGUUAUUACUGAUGAUGACAGUGAUUUUGAGGGCCCUGUGCUCAUAAUAGACGAGGAUUCGUGUGAUCAGGGCCAAACUGCCUCAGAGGAAAAAGAGAUGGAGGUCUUCAAUGUCUCCCAAAGUGGUUCCUCUAAUGAUGCUGGGGAGCUGAAUCUUGGUGAAAAUCUGGGCCAGCCACCACGCGGUGCCGAAGCCGAGGUGGAGAUUGCAGAUGACAAGCCUGCACCUGUGGUGGAGCAGCCACGGAAGAGGAAGAGUAAGACCAAGAAUAUAUGUGUGACACCUGCUGUGAGAGUCUCCAAAAGACGUGCACCUACAAAGAAGAAGCCCGGUGCAGGGAAAAUUGAAAAACGCACCCCCGGGAAAGCGACGUGCAAAAUACCUGGAUGUUUCCUGCGUGACCUGGAAAACGCGAAGCAGUAUUCUGGAAGGAAAUUCAAGCAAAAUAAGGAUAGCCUGGUUCAGAAAAUCUACACCCUGUUUAACAGCUCGGUGUUUAAUAAAAAGCUACCAGAGAAAAUUGAUAUUGGCUGGAAUAAAAAGAUGCUGAGGACCGCUGGCUUAUGCACCACGGGUGAGACCCGUUACCCUAAGAAGCAGCGUUAUGCGAAGAUCGAGAUUUCCCUGAAAGUCUGCGACUCCGCAGACCGUCUCCGGGACACUUUGAUCCAUGAGAUAUGCCACGCAGCCUCGUGGUUGCUUGACGGCAUCCGUGACUCUCAUGGGGACGCAUGGAAAUAUUACGCCAAGAAAUCGAACAUGGUGCACCCGGAGCUUCCCAUGGUCACCCGCUGCCAUAACUAUAAGAUUAACUACAGAAUCCAUUAUGAAUGUACUCGGUGCAAAACCAGGGUUGGCCGCUAUACCAGAUCCUUGAACACCGAUCGCUUUAUCUGUGCCAAGUGCAAGGGGCCUCUGGUCAUGUUGCCGCUAACUCGCAAGGAUGGAACCCCCAUUGCACCCCAUGUGAGGCCCUUUGCUAAGUAUGUGCAGGAGAAUUAUAGAACGAUUAAGCAUGAGACGGAAGGGAUAAGCCAUGGGGAUGUGAUGAGACGGCUGAGCAAGGAUUAUGCCGAUAAGCGAAGGCAGGAUCGUUGAGGUUAUCUGGGGGCAUAUUUCUGUGGGCUGAGCCCCCCCUUAACUGCUAAGAAGUUUUAGAAAAAUAUCUGUUUCUGAUAAAUGAUGAAUAUUAGGAAUAUUAGGAUUUAAACCAUUUCUUUAUAGCCUCAUAGAGUUAACGAUGAUUGUUCUUGGGCAAGGAUUCUGCUACUAAGCAAUUUUGUGCCCUUGAGGUACUCAUAAGCCCUUUGGAUCAGAUCCACUCUGGGUAUUACUCUUAACAUAGUUUUAACAUGUAGAACACAAUUCAGACACAAACUGCAUUUUCAAGAGGGGCAGGUGGAGAGAAAAGGAUGCUGGAGGUGAUUGAGUUUUAAAGGCCGCGCUCUAAGACCAGGGCUGCUGGCAGGUAGAACAUGUUAUACUUAAAUAGACAUAAAAGACAAGCAUAUUUCAUGAAUUUAGUUGCUCUUGACAUUGAAUAAG
Messenger RNA from Neogale vison (American mink), 2192 nucleotides. RefSeq names its product germ cell nuclear acidic peptidase (gene GCNA). The coding region runs from base 402 to 1745 and encodes 447 amino acids. The record is from RefSeq and is a predicted model, not a curated record. NCBI's taxonomy places the organism in Eukaryota, Metazoa, Chordata, Mammalia, Carnivora, Mustelidae. Gene Ontology annotation, cellular component: nucleus. The transcript is spliced from 8 exons.